Messenger RNA from Solanum tuberosum (potato), 2767 nucleotides. RefSeq names its product heat shock factor protein HSF8. Gene Ontology annotation, cellular component: nucleus. The transcript has 3 exons. Gene Ontology annotation, molecular function: RNA polymerase II cis-regulatory region sequence-specific DNA binding; DNA-binding transcription factor activity. Lineage: Eukaryota; Viridiplantae; Streptophyta; Magnoliopsida; Solanales; Solanaceae. The record is from RefSeq and is a predicted model, not a curated record. Gene Ontology annotation, biological process: cellular response to heat; regulation of transcription by RNA polymerase II. Bases 207 to 1703 code for a protein of 498 amino acids.
AUAUGUCCACUUCUUCUUCCCUCGCCGUACAAACUAUUUUCUCUCAACACUUUCGUACCCAAUCAAUCGUCUUUCUCUCUCUAAAACUUAGUAUUUUUCUUCUUCCAAUUUUCCGUUUCUAAAUCUCCAAAACCCUCAGUAUUUGUAAAUUAUUAUAUGAUCAGCGUUGUGUUAAGCAAUUGAAAAUUUAAUUCCUUCGUUUAGCAAUGGGUUCUACUUCAAUGGACGCCGGAGGAAGUUCUCCGGUACCGGAACCGACACCGGCGCCGAUGGCUAGCACAAAUACGCUACCACCUUUUUUGAUGAAGACUUAUGAUAUGGUUGAUGACCCGAGUACUGACAAGAUCGUUUCAUGGAGUCCUACCGACAGCAGCUUUGUGAUUUGGGAUCCACCGGAGCUCGCCAAGGAGUUACUGCCUAAGUAUUUCAAGCACAGUAACUUCUCCAGCUUCGUUCGUCAGCUGAACACUUAUGGCUUUAGAAAGGUUGGUUCGGACAACUGGAAAUUUUCUAAUGAUGGAUUCAUAAGAGGUCAAAAGCAUCUGCUUAAAAAUAUUAGCAGGCGCAAGCCUGCUCAUGGACAGAGUCAGCAGCAGCAGCAGCAGCAGCAACUGCAUGGUCAGAGUGCGUCGGUUGGGGCUUGUGUCGAGGUUGGAAAUUUUGGGAUUGAGAAAGAGGUUGAGUGGCUGAAGAGGGACAAGAAUGUGCUUAUGCAGGAGUUGGUUAAGCUGAGACAACAUCAGCAGACUACCGAUAAUCAGAUGCAAACCAUGGUGCAGAACCUUCAGAUUAUGGAGCAGCGGCAGCAACAGAUGAUGUCUUUCCUGGCAAAAGCUGUUAACAGCCCUGGAUUCUUGGCACAGUUUGUACAGCAGCAAAAUGACAACAAUAAGCGCAAGAUGGAAGGAAACAAGAAACGUAGGAUUAGACAAGAUAUUCCUUCAGAUGAUCAUUCUGUUAGCCCUGCUGAUGGACAGCUUGUAAAGUACCAACCUAUAAUGAAUGAGGCAGUGAAAGGAAUGCUCAGGCAGAUACCGGAACUAGAUUCUUCUCCUAGGUUAGAGAACUUCAGCAACAGUCCUGAAAGUUCACCGACUGGUGAUGCAUUCGAUGGCAGAAGUAACAAUCGAAUUUCAGGAGUCACUCUUCAGGAAGUUUCACAUGCUUUUUCGCAGCCAUUUGCAAGUGCAACUUCAGCUAUUGCAGGACAAAGUUCAUUGUCUGCCAACAUUCAGUUUUCAGAGAGCAGUUCCCUGGUUGGAGCUCAAGAUUUGCCACCUAUUUUACCGUUUUCAUCAGAUAUGAUUAUGCCUGUGCCCUCGCAGUUACAAGAAAUUGUGCCUGAAAACAAUAUGGAUAUUAAUGGAACAGAGAGGGGCCAUGAUUCUUUCAUGGAUCCCACAUUGUGGGGAAAUGGAAAAUUGCCAUUGGAAAAUGAUAUUUUCCCCCCCGACCUUCAAAUCAAGUGGGAAAGUGCUUUGAUUGACGAUAUUGGAGAACCUCCUAGUGUGGGUGAUCCCUCCUGGGAAAAGUUUCUUCAAAGCCUAUACCCUACUGAGUCAGAAGAGAUGGGCUCGGUUGAAAUAGAAAAUAUUAACACUACUGAAACAGAGUCGCUAGAAAAUGGAUGGUACAAUGUUCAGCACAUGGAACAUCUUACUGAGCAAAUGGGGCUACUAACAUCAAACACUAAAAAAGUAUGAUCAGUCACCGAAGAGAUGUACCUGAGGUACUGGAACUGUGCAACCAAAAGGAUUGACCCUUGCUGUCCUCCGCUGAGUUUCAGUCAUCUGAGUGCAUAUAGCUUGCUGAAUAAAUGAAUGCUGGAGUAGUUGUUCCGACGUCCAUCUUCUUAGAGGAUCCUUAAUCAAACACUAGUGUAAAAAAUCAUUGGCGAUCUCAGAAACAUUACCCCAAAUCAUAGGGUAUUCAUUCAUAAUCUGUGAUUGCAAAUCUCUAGUGUUGCGAUAAAUCCAAACACGACUCCCAGUCAUCAUCUCUGCCACGGUGCAGCCCAGCGACCAUAUAUCAUAAGCUCUGCCAUGAAAAUCACUGGUCAAAGAUUCUGGAGGAGCGUAAAUUAAAGUCCCUCGAUUGCUCAACGUACUUCCAGAUAUAUAUAGGCCACUCCUUUGGGAACUCUCAACGACAAUCCAAAGUCAGUCAACUUCAACUUGUGCAUCCCACCACGUUCAGCAUUAUCCAAAACCAAAACAUUAGCAUGACAAUGAACCCACCCUUUCUUAUGUAUGUGUUGAAUACCCUUUAAGAUUUGAUAUGUAUAGAAACCUACUUCCAAUUCUGACAUCUUUCUCAUUCCUCUCUUGUAAUUGUUGAUCAAAUCAUGGAGUGAUCCAUCAGAUGCAUAUUCAAGAAACAAAUUGUAAGUUGGAAUAUUAUCAUUGUCGAUGCUAACGUCUGCUCCAAUGAAUUGAACCACGUAAGGAGAGGAUUUGUCAAGAUUUGUGCUUCUUGUUGGAGUGAAAUAGAACGGUGCAUAUCAACACAUUUAACAGCAGCAACGGAAGCAGAUAAGAAAGAAGAAGGAUGGAUGUUGACGACAUAAUAUACUUUUCCAAAAGAUCCAGCAUCAAGAACGUGAAGCUUCUUCCAUUGAUCCAUAAUAACUAUUAUUCCUAAUACUAAUUUGUACUAUAUUGAUUUGUGAAUAAUAACACGUGAAGCUUCUUCCAUUGAUCCAUAAUAACUAUUAUUCCUAAUACUAAUUUGUAAUAUAUUGAUUUGUGAAUAAUAACAGAGGGGCAAC